This is a messenger RNA of Solenopsis invicta (red fire ant), 2233 nucleotides long. It is a transcript of the gene Fkbp59, whose product is annotated as FK506-binding protein 59. The record is from RefSeq and is a predicted model, not a curated record. The coding region runs from base 264 to 1481 and encodes 405 amino acids. Lineage: Eukaryota; Metazoa; Arthropoda; Insecta; Hymenoptera; Formicidae. The transcript has 6 exons. Gene Ontology annotation, molecular function: peptidyl-prolyl cis-trans isomerase activity; protein binding.
UAUGCUUCUGCCGAUUGCCAUCCAAACGUGCAAUCCGGAAAUGUGUUCAAGAAUAUCGACCGUCGAGAAUACGGCGCCGAAUUUUCUAGCAAAUUCCAUGAAAUCGAUUUGCGCCGGUGCACGAUUACGGAGGAAACCCAGCCACACAAUAUAUACUUACACAGUUAUUUCGAAUCAGCCGGCACGCGUGCAGCUGAGUUGGUGCGAAAUUCUUCUGUCCAUUACAACGUGUGUCCGAACGUCUCUCCUUUUCGCAAAUCAGAAUGGCCGAGAUAGAUUUAUCUCCCGCACAGGACCGCGGCGUGUUGAAAGAGAUCAUCAAGGAAGGAACGGGAGACUCGACUCCUACGAACGGUUGCAAGGUAAAAGUCCACUACACCGGCACCUUGCUGGAUGGCACAAAGUUCGACUCUAGCAGAGAUAGGGAUAAGCCAUUCAAAUUUAAUCUUGGAAAUGGCAGUGUCAUCAAGGGAUGGGACAUUGGCGUUGCCAGCAUGAAGAAGGGUGAAAUUGCUAUGCUGACAUGCGCCCCCGAAUAUGCCUAUGGCAGCAACGGCAGUGCACCGUUGAUCCCAGCUGAUGCUACGUUGAAAUUUGAAAUUGAAUUACUUGAUUGGUGUGGAGAAGAUCUAAGCCCAGGUAAUGAUAAAAGCAUCGAGAGAUUCCAAAUUGUUCCUGGCCAGAGUUAUGUUAACCCAGAGGAGGAUAGCAAUGUGAAAAUACACUUGGUUGGAAAGUACAAUGAUCAAGUAUUUGAGGAUAGAGAUGUGGAAUUUGUCCUUGGAGAAGGAGAAGUUGCAGGAAUUGUAGAAGGUGUAGAAAUAGCAUUGCGACGCUUUUUAAAGGGCGAAAAGUCUAGAUUAUUAAUUAAAAGCAAAUAUGCAUUUAAGGACCAAGGAAAUCCGCAAUACAAUAUUCCGCCAAAUGCGGAUGUGGAAUAUGAAGUAGAAUUACAGAACUUUGAGAAGGAGACAAGUGUAUGGUCGAUGAAACCGUCGGAAAAGAUAGAACAAGCAAAGAUGCAGAAAGAUAAAGGAACGAAGUACUUCUUGACCGAUAAACUCAAUUUAGCCAUUAAAGCGUAUCAGAAAAUUUUCAAGUACUUAAACGCUGACUCAGGUUUCGAGGAUGAUCUCAAGAAGGAGAAAGAUAGUCUCGUAAUAGCAGCUCACUUAAAUCUUGCUCUAUGUUAUUUGAAAACUAAUGAGAACCUUUUGGCCAGAGACGAGUGUACCAAGGCUUUAGAGCUGGAUCCACAGAACGAGAAGGCUCUAUUCCGAAGAGGGCAGGCGAAUCUCGGACUCUCAUCGCCCGAGAUCGCCAUCAAUGAUUUCCAAGAGGUUCUAAAAGCAUGGCCAAAAAAUACGGCCGCGUCUAAACAAAUUUUAAUCUGUAAUGCUCUUAUUAAAAAGCAAUUAGCUAAAGAGAAGAAACUUUACGCGAACAUGUUCGAUAAGUUUGCGCAGGAAGAUAAACAGUAAUCUCACAGAAGGAGGAGCAAAAACUGAAGGAACAACCAGACGUGAUGCACGGAACUCUAGGAGAAUGGGGACAAGAGGAGAGACCCGGAGGUAGAGACGCGACUGCCUUUGAAAAGGAAAAUCCUAACAUACUCAUGCUCAACGCUAAUGGUUCUGGUGAAUUCAAAAAUAUGUAAACAGUUGUCCUUCUCUAUCUCUUUCUUUUGUUACACUGCCACGUGUAACUGCCAACAAACUGAGGUCUCGUCGGUCUUUAUUUUCAGUGCCUUCUAAAUAUGCUACAUUGCUAUCUUUUACAAAAAUUAAAAUUGCAUGUUAUAAAUAUUGAAACAUCAAAUGUUUAAUUUUAGCAUCUAGAAUUCAUAUAAGUUAACAAAUGAAAGUUUUAUAUACUUAAUGCACUCAUUGUACAUUAAUUAUAAAAAUUUCUUUAUAUACUUGUUUUUUCAAUUUUGAAGAGAUAAAUGCAGUUUGUUGAGUUCUUACCACAGUUUUAUUAAUGGAAUACUUCUUUUUAUUUCAAUUGCUACGUUGCGCAUACUUCAGCGAUUGUCCCAAUCUCACAUCAAUUUCCGACUUCUGUAAUUACGCAUGACAAUUACAAAGUUGUUACAUUUCAAGCUAUACCAUUCCAUUAAUAAUAUAGUGCCAUUAUGUAACUCUAGUACAUCUAUUAUUACUAUGUACAUUGUAGAGCUAAAAAAAGGAUAGGAAUUUUUACUAUGUUCAUAUACAAUUUCCGUGAAUGAAUG